Acanthoscelides obtectus is the source of this 567-nucleotide messenger RNA. The record is from the annotation of a GenBank genome assembly. Lineage: Eukaryota; Metazoa; Arthropoda; Insecta; Coleoptera; Chrysomelidae.
AUGCAUUCUGAAGGGGUGACCUGCUUUACUUGCGCCGGGUCCAUCGAACCUACUAGGGUUGAUCCCUCUGCCCCUAAACCCCAUGCAAUAAAGAAACGGCUGCUCCGUUAUGGUAAAAUUUGGAAGAUAUCGUGUUGCGGCGUCAUGGUAGCAUACUAUUUGGUAGAAAUACUCGUUCUGCUGUGUUUCAACGUGAGGCAGUCCCCAAGACACUUGAAGCAUACUCAUCAAGACACUAAAUACCCUACAGACUAUAUCUUUGUUUAUCAAAAUUUACAACUAACAACAGCUCAGGGGAAGCCCCUACCUUGCUUGUCUGUUCAUCCACUUAUGUGGGUCAAUGGACUUUUGUGCACCAACCAAAGAGAGUCUACUAAUACUGUAGUAACUAUGAUGCUAUACCUUUGGUCUACAUUAGCUGUGGCUUCAUCCAUGAUCAGUAUCCUGUUGUUUCUUAAAAUUGCCCUGGCUAAGCAUAGAAGUUGCCUUUCUCCUGCACUAAAAUUUCCUCCGCCCUCUGACACCAGGAAGUCUAAGGAAGGAACUGCUAAUUUCAACUCUACCUGA